Grus americana (Whooping crane) is the source of this 3480-nucleotide messenger RNA. RefSeq names its product transmembrane protein 104 (gene SLC38A12). Bases 182 to 1813 code for a protein of 543 amino acids. Lineage: Eukaryota; Metazoa; Chordata; Aves; Gruiformes; Gruidae. The transcript is spliced from 11 exons. The record is from RefSeq and is a predicted model, not a curated record.
CGCAUUCACCCCGCCCGGGGGCCGGUCACGUGCGCGGAAGGUCCCCGUGGGCGGUGCGUGCGUCGUAAGUGCCCCGCGAUGAGAGGGGCGGAGCCGCCGGCACGAGCCGCCGCCGGUUAAAGGCAAUAGAAGUUGAAAACACUCUCCUCGCUUUGCUCCGAGCCUCCGCACCAUCUUCAACAUGGCUGGUGGCAUUACUGAUACAGGAGAGCUUUACUCUCCCUAUGUCGGUCUGGUUUAUAUGUUCAACCUCAUCGUCGGAACAGGAGCCCUAACCAUGCCGAAGGCCUUUGCGACAGCAGGGUGGCUCGUCAGCCUCAUUCUCCUAAUGUUCCUGGGAUUUAUGAGCUAUAUGACUACGACCUUUGUGGUGGAAGCCAUGGCUGCUGCAAAUGCCCAGCUGCGAUGGAAAAGAAUGGAAAAACGCAAGGAGGAUGAUGAUGAGGAUUCCUCCUCUGGAGUGUCUGACAGUGACGUUCUUCUCCAAGAUGGCUAUGAGCGAGCAGAGACACGACCUAUCCUGUCAGUUCAGAGACGUGGCUCACCCAAUAUCUUUGAAAUCACUGAGAGGGUGGAAAUGGGCCAGAUGGCUUCCAUGUUCUUCAAUAAAGUUUUGCAGAAAGGCCUUCCUUCAAAUAAGGGCAGUUGCUCAGUGACCAGUUGCUACUGCCUAGGGUUGAGAAACCGGGCCACACCUGGAAAUUCCUGGCUUCAAGCACCAACCUCUGCAGUUGCUAGCAAGUGUCUAGUGGGUGUCAACCUCUUCUAUUUCUGCAUAAUCAUCUACCUCUACGGGGACUUGGCAAUCUAUGCAGCAGCUGUACCGGUCUCUCUCAUGCAGGUGACCUGCAGUGCCACUGGCAACCAUUCUUGCAGUGUUGGAGAUGGCACAAAGUAUAAUGAUACAGACAAGUGCUGGGGGCCAAUUCGACGGAUUGAUGCUUACAGACUGUAUCUGGCAGCAUUCACUCUCCUCCUGGGUCCUUUCACCUUCUUCAAUGUGCAGAAGACCAAGUAUCUUCAAAUUAUGACAUCCCUCAUGAGAUGGAUAGCUUUCAUCCUCAUGAUUAUUCUGGCCCUCAUCCGCAUCAGCAGAGGCCAAGCUGAAGGUCACCCGUCCAUGGCCCAGCUAUCAGGCAUCCGCAAUCUCUUUGGGGUGUGUGUCUACUCCUUCAUGUGCCAGCACUCCCUGCCGUCCCUCAUCACACCCAUCUCCAAGAAGAAGCACGUCAACAAGCUUGUGCUGCUUGAUUACAUCCUGAUCCUGGCUUUCUACAGCCUCCUGUCCUUCACUGCCAUUUACUGCUUCCGCAACGAUACCCUCAUGGACAUGUACACGCUCAACUUCACCAACUGUGAGAUCAUCAAUGUUGCCUUCAUUCGCUACUUCCUGGGCCUCUUCCCUGUCUUCACCAUCAGCACCAACUUCCCCAUCAUUGCAGUGACCCUGCGCAACAACUGGAAGACCCUUUUCCACAGAGAAGGAGGGACCUACCCGUGGGUGGUGGAUAGGAUUGUCUUUCCUGCCAUCACACUGAUUCCCCCAGUGCUGGUGGCUUUCUGCACCCAUGACCUGGAGUCCUUGGUGGGGAUCACAGGAGCCUACGCUGGGAAUGGGAUCCAGUAUCUCAUUCCGGCUUUCCUCGCAUACUGCAGUCGGAAGGACACUCAGUUGGUCUUUGGCAGCGGGACGGUUAACAAGCACCUCUCCCCUUUCCGGCACACCUUCUGGAUUGUGUUUGUACUCAUAUGGGGCUUUUCUUGCUUUGUCUUCGUGACUGCAAACAUUGUCCUGAGCGAGUCAAAACUCUGACGUGGGGGUAGCGGCACGCUCCCUCCUGGGCUCCAGAGCCUUUUGGCAUUUCAGCUCCCCGUCUGGCACUAUGGAGUGGGGGAGAGGCUGCGUGAAGGGAGGUUUCCAGGCCAUCGGCUUGGUGGCACGGGUUAGACCUGGACACAGACUUUCUUCACUCCGCUUUUGGGUGUGGAUGGAGCGGACUCAGCCUUGUUACGAUCCUGGUCUCAGAUCCACUAUACAAAGCCAUGGGGCUGAGCCCUUGGCAGCCUGCACGAUUAACUGGUGUCCAGCCAUUUCCGCCUUCAGCUCUGUUGGAGCAUCACUGUCUCCGUCCCUACAGAGACUCUGUGUGCUGCAGGCCUCGGCACACAGGAGAGCAGACAGCCUUGGCUGCUCACUGCACUAAUCAGCUAAAUGUCCCUCUCCCAAAGGCAGGGACGUGCUGUUGCAGAAUCCGGCAGGAGUUUGGGAGAAUUGAGUCUCUUUCUGCUGAGACCCCUCCAAACCAACCUCCUGUACCAGUUGAGGGAAGAAAUUAGGGUGGGAAUAGCCCUAAGUCAGAAGAAAAUAGUUUUGUGCUGUUACAUUUUCUUUUUCUAGAGGCAUUAGCCUGUUUGCGCACCGUGGAUUAUCUGGGAUCUUUUGCUCAGAGAGGGAUUUCUCCAGCCUAGGAGUUUACAUUCACAUUUCUCAUCCUGUUCUCCUGUGCUGUGGCAGCCCCAGCCAGGCAGAGCAAAGCCCCUACGCAUGCAGGGUAACAGCUCUUCGCCCCUGGAAAGGAAACUGCAGCCUUGCUUCCCUCUGCUCCUGUACAGGGCUUCAGCUGGCAGAGCCCUUCUCCCUUUCUCACCUUCGCACGGGGCUGGUACAACCAGCCAGACCCUGGCUCCAGUGGUCAGGAUUGGUGCGGGCUGGGGAGGUGCUAAUUACCCAGUCCUGACACGCGUGAGGCCGGCAGGAGCUCUGGCUGCGCACACUGAUGUGUUUCCAGCCUCCUGCGCUGGGUAAUUAGCCUUGAAACAAGGUGGGUGUUAACUCAAGGGAACGGGCUGGUGCCAGGAGGAAGCGGCAGUGCCCUGGCUCAGCCUGCCUGCAGAAGCAGAGCUCCCAGGUGCUGGAGAGGGGGCAAAAACUGAAACCUUGCUGGAACUGCGUCUGAGUUCCCCCUCUUCUCUUUCCGCACAGGGUUAAGGUGGGCUUCGGGCUGGUCCUGCUCAGCUUGGCUGAGAAUGGGGCUGCCUGGUACCUUGGGCAGCCGGGGCUGCAGCUGAGUCUCUGCUGCUGAGGCUUCUGGUGUCUGAGGGAGGCCCUUGGGCAAAGACUGUAUGGGUUUUCCUAACAAAAGGAAGAACUUUAAAAGUUUUCACCUGAAAUAUUUUAAACCCCCUCUUACUAAAGCAGAUUCAAAGCCAGGUGCAUGUCACUUAUGUUAGAUCCUCUUGCCCUCUGCACUUGCUGCAGCAUUAAGUGUCACCACUCACUAAAGCAAGCUUUGAACUGCGGCUCUUUUUAAUCAAGCUCUGUUUUCAAGUAGGACUUUCUGGUUUCCAUAUGACCUGAAGUGCUCCUCCUGGGGGAAUAUGCAAGUACCUGGAGCUGUAUAAAAAAACACUUCAUGGCUUUUAAAGCAAAACCCUGCACCUCUCAAGCCUGAGCACUGCCACUGUGUCCUUGCCGAGCUG